GCUGAACAUGUAUUUAAAGGAAGUGGUUUGUUCUGGAUCUGAUAUUUAGAAGUUUAUUAUAUCUUCAGCGGUUCUCGAUUUCCAUUGUCCCAUUCGAAAUCAAUCAAGAUGCGUGAGAUCCACACUCAGCUUUAUCCCAACGAACAGGUUGGAAUAGCAGUCGGGGAUUAUGCAUUCAACCAUUCAUCUGUCCUCCCCUCUAACGUAUCUGCCUUUCAUGACUGGGGAAUGAAGACACAAGAGAAGUCUUUCUUUAUGAUCUCGCCAUUGCAGGCACAGUUUCACAUAUGGUUGGCUAAGGCGAUGGGAUUCAAGCGCAUUCUGGAAAUUGGAACGUAUAUCGGGUUCUCGACUCUGGCAUGGGCCGAUGCAGUAGGUCCCUCAGGCCACGUCACUACUUUGGAAUUCGAGCCAGAGUAUGCCAGGAUCGCACAGGAGCUGUUUGAAAGGGAGGGAGUGAAGAACGCUGAAGUGAUUGUUGGAGACGCUGGAGAAUCCCUGAUGAAGCUGGCGCAUACCUUACAGGAGCCUUUCGACAUGAUAUUCAUCGAUGCCGACAAGCCGUCAUACCCAAAAUAUCUCAAACUUAUAGAAUCACUCUCCAAUCCCACAUCUGGUAACGUCCGGCUUUUGAGAACAGGAGGGAUCAUUUUGGCAGAUAAUGUCCUUCGCCGAGGGUUGAUCGCAGACUCAUCACCAAACAAUCCAUGGACCACAGCCCCCAAACAGCCUGGCGAACGUACUUGGACUUCGGCUGAUUUCAAUUCGCUUGAUGAGUUCAACAAAGCUCUGGCAAAACAUCCAAGGUUCGAGACGUUCCUUCUACCCAUGUUCGACGGCCUCGGCAUGGGUCGUAUUCUCGACUAGGUAGAAACAAUGCUGGUCGAACCAACAAAUGGUUGUUUGAGGAUAGUGUGGUAACAUGUCACCCAUGUGUUGCAUUGGACUUAGAUAUAUUACCCAAGCAUGGCUUGAAUUCAACUUCAUUCCUUGUCUUUAACAAUUUGCCGUACGAUCCCAUUAGAAGAUAGUGAAAGCAUUUCGAUUAUAAGAGCAACUGUUGCAAUAGACGUUUACCCCGCUUGCUCCAGAAGUUCAGCCCCCUUUGCAAGAUUUCAAGAACGCAUUUUAGAGAUUCCUAGCUAGUGUAAAAGAUGGCUUACUCGGGAUAUCCUAAAAGGGCCAAUGAACAUAGG
Boeremia exigua is the source of this 1196-nucleotide messenger RNA. RefSeq names its product O-methyltransferase-like protein. Bases 109 to 867 code for a protein of 252 amino acids. Gene Ontology annotation, molecular function: S-adenosylmethionine-dependent methyltransferase activity; O-methyltransferase activity. NCBI's taxonomy places the organism in Eukaryota, Fungi, Ascomycota, Dothideomycetes, Pleosporales, Didymellaceae. The transcript is spliced from 2 exons. The record is from RefSeq and is a predicted model, not a curated record.